Messenger RNA from Aplosporella prunicola CBS 121167, 1725 nucleotides. RefSeq lists its product as uncharacterized. The coding region runs from base 426 to 1526 and encodes 366 amino acids. The transcript has 7 exons. Lineage: Eukaryota; Fungi; Ascomycota; Dothideomycetes; Botryosphaeriales; Aplosporellaceae. The record is from RefSeq and is a predicted model, not a curated record.
CCGGGAUUCAAGAGAGGCGACACGGCGUGGUAUGCGAAAGGAGUCUUCGGGCCAGCCAUGGAUGUGACUGUAACCGAUAGGAGGCAAGAUACCGACGGUCGGUGGCUUUACCAGCUGAAAGAUUCUGCUGGGGUGCCGGUGAACAAAACACAUGCGGGGGCGGAGUGGGUUGCAGAGUCAAAACUCAGCAACUAGUACUGAUACGGCAUCCUUGUCUGUAUGCGGGGUUCAGCUGGUUACACCUAUGUCUUAUCGUGGCGCCAUUCUGGAGCCUGCAAGGCUUUCUCAGCCCUGAACAUCUUUCUAAACCUCACGUAUGAGCUUGAGUAUUUAGCAAAGCAAUUGAACUGAAGAUUUCUAUAUUCCAAAGACACUGAGAGUCCUAACAACAUUAAACAGACAUACCAUAUUUGGACCGAGAAAAGAUGAAUGCCGACAUCGAGCGGAAUGCGGGGUUUGAUGACACAAACGCGGUUAAGUCAGAAGAAUGCUUACAAUCGACGCCGGCAAAACGAUCGACAAAUGAUUCGAAGACACCAUUGAUCAAACGCAUACUCACCAAUACUUCUGAACUCCUAAAUCCGAAACGGGUUCAGUUUGGGGUACCGGAUGCAUUUACCGGUUGGCGAAGCAAUUUGCCAGUCAAUGUUAGAACGUUGGAAGACAACCCUCAGGGAUAUCCCAGAUUGGCAGCAUUUCUUGACAGCGACGACAACUUCAUGAUAUACCGCCGUUUCGGCUAUAUCCAAUCAAGACUUCUCCUUGACAAACAAAACGAACUCCAAACUCUAGAAAGAGCACUCGAGAGAAUCGACCUCGCCGAAGCGGUAACUUCAAAGAAAAUCUCCAAAGGUGACACCACUGGACUUUUUAGUGGCGAACCAAGCGAGAGGAAGAAGUUGAUGAGGCUUUUGGAAGUCAAGUUCACUGAAUACUCUGCCUUGCUCAACUCCGCACACCAAAUCAUGUCCCUGCAAAGGCCCUCAGAAAAGGACUACGGUAGCCUUCGCAAUUACUUCGACGUCGAAGAUCCUCCUCUUUGCGAGAGUGAUGAGCAAUGGAUCGAAUGCAAGGAAGACAUGGUGACGCUGCAUGCUGGCCGCGAGCAUGCGUGGCUCGACGAUGCUAUAGAGCACUUUUUGAAGAUGUUUCAUUGCAGUUUCAUUGAAUACAUCUUUUGCUCAGAGGAAACCCGCCGCAAGACGAAAGGAAGCACCGUAUACUACACUCGCAGCCGGAUAGAUCGACUUGUCUUGGUGAUUAUCACAAUGAUCAUUUUGCUGCUUCUCGUUGUCCCCAUCUACGUCCUUUACCAUCUCACCAACGAUUUCCCUCAAGAACCCAGGACCACUGCCAUCAUCAUUGGCGUCCUCCUCGUCUUCACUCUUGCCUUCUCCGCUGUUCUAUCCCUUUUUACAAGGGCAAGGCGCCAUGAAGUCUUGGCUGCGGCUGCAGCAUACGUUGCGGUGCUGGUAGUAUUCCUUGGAAACGUAAACCCAGGACCAGGACAGAACAUUGCAGACUAGAAACGAGAUUAGAGGUUGAAUGACGUUCGAAUUAUUUCUUUCAACAUGGAUUAAAAGUAACGAAUUCAAAUAUUCAAUAGGGAAGCUAUCUUAAAAUUUUGGCUCGAGAAUCUUUGCAUAAGAUUUAAUUAAUACCGCUUCAGAGUAUGAUGUUUAUCAAAGUUAGGACUAUAGAUAGCAUUUAAUUUAAGAACACGAG